Molecule: messenger RNA, 1989 nt
Organism: Beauveria bassiana ARSEF 2860
Lineage: Eukaryota; Fungi; Ascomycota; Sordariomycetes; Hypocreales; Cordycipitaceae
Product: cyclin-like protein
Exons: 2
Coding region: 1-1989 (662 amino acids)
Biological process (GO): regulation of cyclin-dependent protein serine/threonine kinase activity
Cellular component (GO): nucleus; cyclin-dependent protein kinase holoenzyme complex
Molecular function (GO): cyclin-dependent protein serine/threonine kinase regulator activity; protein kinase binding
Source: RefSeq, a predicted model, not a curated record
AUGCAGGUCGACAACGACAUCUCGCCGACCUACGUCUCCAUCCACAACCAAUAUGCCACUUACAACAACAUUUUGACCUCUUCCGUCUCAACUACAAAUUCUACCUGGUCUGACACGGCCUCUCAAUCUUCAGAUGACACCUCGAUUUCCUCUACUUGCGACUCAGACUCUUGCGAUUCCUACUACCGCAAGCAUCAUGUGUCUGCCCAGGCGGUCAACUAUCGAUCUGCUCUUACCCAGGCUACCGUUUCUGAGCCUCUCCCAAAAGAGCUGCGUCAGAAUCCCCGCCGCUCAGCCCCCGGAUCUCGCGCUCGGGGCGCUUGCCCACCUCCGCUUGUCCGACAAAGCGACCGAAAGGUCAACUUUGUCGACUCUCUUGUUGACUCGUCGACGCAGAUUGUCGAGGCCAUUUGGCCACUGUCUUCUGCAGCAUGUCGCUCUGAGCCCGGUAUCAGGACAGUUUUGCCUUUGCGCACCUUUAUCCAGGAGACUCUCCGCCGCUCCCGCACCAGCUACUCGACCCUUCAGGUUGCGCUCUAUUAUCUUGUCCUGAUCAAGCCGCAUGUUCCCAAGCACAACUUUACCAUGGAGCAGCCGGAGGACCGUCAUGCCGACCGCGCUCUCCAGUGUGGCCGUCGCAUGUUCCUCGCUGCAUUGAUUCUCGCCUCCAAGUACCUCCAGGAUCGCAAUUACUCUGCUCGAGCCUGGAGCAAGAUUUCUGGUCUCAACACUUUUGAAAUCAAUCAAAACGAAAUCUGUUUUCUGCUCGCUGUCAACUGGAAGUUGCACAUCGCCGACGAUGUCUUUCAGCGCUGGACCGAGAUCGUUCUCAAAUACACACCGCCUCCCUCACCUCCCUCGCCUGGUGCCACGCAGGCCCUCUCCCAGCAGAGCAUUGAGUGGAGGAAUUUGAUCUUGCGCCUCAACCCGGAGCUUACCAACAUUGAUGGUCCGUUCUCUCAGCAAAACGAUCUCGAUGCGCUGCGACCUCGCAGCAUCCUCAACCCCCCUACCGAUGCUCGCGCCGCCAUGGUUGCUGCCGCCGAUGCCACCCCCAAGGCUUUCAUUUCGGCACCCAUUGCAACUGCGGAGUCCAUGGGCACGCCCGCUUACUCCAUCGGCCGCCCUGCGCCUGCUAUGGGACUUCUGCCAACCCCCCGCCUGACUCCUCAAACAAACGGUCUUUGCACUCCUGCCGUGAGUGUGGGAUCCUUCAGGAAGCCCAGCGCCAUGUGUCUCGCCAUGGCCCAAGCCCACUCGGUCACUGGUACUCAACACCUCGACCGUCUCCCCAUCUCGGCGACUUCGUCUCCUCUUAGCUACUGUCCGCCUCGUCGCUCCUCCCUCGCCAACUCUGUCUCCACUGCCUCGUCCCCCGAGUCCAUGAUUUCGGACGUCUCUCGCUCUUCCCGCUCCUCUUCAAUCUCAUCAGUCUCGUCCCUCGCUAGCGCGACCCUCAACUCCAAGUUGAUGGCUACGUCGCGAUUCCGUGUGGCUAAGUCGAUGAGUGAGAGAAGUUGCCAGAAGCCGACUGUCCCGUCCGUUCCUGAGGAUUUUGCUGAUGAGCACAUCUUUUCGUCGUCGCCCGAAUCGUAUACCGGCCCGGUUGCGAAGCUCGGAGGCCUGUCCUUGGACACUCCCUUGGCCAGACGCGAAGAGGAACUCGAAGACAUGGCUAGAGACCCUGUCUGCGACGCUGCUCGCGCCCUGCAGGACCUCCACAACCAGGAUCUGCACUCUGCCAGCUCUACGCCCAUUGCUCGCAUGAACCGCAAGCGCAGCCGUCCUACGCUCAUGGACGACAGUCUUCAAGAAAACGUCCGCCACCUCCUACAUGGCACCUACCACAUCCCCGAGGUCACAUGGAACAUGAAAUCCUCUCACAAGAGAGUGUGCUGCUCUACCGAGGCCGUCACCGGCUUCCAGACUGCCAACCCUCGCCCGGUCCUUAAUCAGGGCCAGGGUAUCUGGGAGGGCAUCCUGAACUAG